AUGGCAAACAUACAAGAAAUCCGUGUCAGGCCCCUGACCGCUGCAAUUGGAAGCCAGGAUGAGAUUUUUCAGCUAUCCGACUUAGACCAUCUCAUGCCCAAGCUCUACGUGCACAUGGUCGAGAUCUUUGAGCUGCCAAAACACGCCGACAGAACCACCAUUGUCAGCAAUCUCGUCAAAGGCCUGGAACGUACUCUUGUCGACUACCCUAUCCUGACGGGAACUCUACACUUUGACAAUGAGGCACGGCGUAUUGUGGUAAAGAAGCAACCAAGCUCAUCCCUUGGCUUGUACGUCAAAGAGGCGACCGACAACGACAUUCCCUCCUUCGCCGUGCUUGAUAAAUAUGAUUUCCCCGUACAUCUUCUUGAUUCGCCAAAGGUUUUACCCUCACUGUUUGUCGCUGAGCAUUGGAACCCCGUACCUGGAAAUGACAUCUCAAGUGACGGCCCUGCAGUUGCAGGUGCACAGGUCACUUUCAUUGAUGGCGGUCUUAUUCUCGGUCUUGCCAUCCCGCAUCAAGUGUGCGAUGGACCCGGUUUCGAGCGUCUCCUUACGACAUGGGCGCGGUACGCAUCCGCCGCCAUCAAUGGGGCGGCCAUCAACGACCUCGCCAGCUCGGCAUCCCAAGUUCCCAGUCGCAGUAUCCUGGCAGCAAAGAGCAAGCCUAGCCUCAGCCUAGAGGACCUACAGAAGCUCGGCGACAAGUUCCCUACCAUAAAGGCACGCGACGGCCCCCCGGCUCCGCCGCCGGCAGACUUCAAGAUGCCCGUUGUCAAGACGCGCGUUUGGCACUUCCCUAAGAGCAAAUUGCAGUUACUGAAAGCACAGUGCAGUAAAGGACUUGAGAGCGGCACCUGGAUCUCGACAUAUGAUGCCAUCCUCGCUAUAAUGUGGCGGGCUACCGUACGGGCGAAGUCGCCGCUUUUGAACCCGGACCCCAGCGCGCCGUCCAAAGCUGUCCAUGCCGUCAACGGCCGCGGCCGCGCCGACCCGCCCAUCAGCGAUCGUUACAUCGGUGCCGUCAUUACUCUGCCGCAGUCCAAGGUCCUGACAAUCGCGGAGGUACUCGGUGACUUGGAGGCGACUUUGCCCGUCUUAGCCGGUACCGUCCGCGCUAGCACCGCUUCCAUCACAUCCGAGUAUCUCGACGACCUAGUCAAGUUUGCCGCCGGCUCUCAUGAUCUCCGCUGGGUUGAGCUGGAAAUGAACUGGAUUUUGGGCCUCGACUGCAUGGCCUUCGACUGGCACACCAUGAAGUCGUACCGGGACCACAACUUCGGCUUUGGCGGGCCGGCAGCGCUGCGGUGGCCCCAUCCUGGUUUUGAGGGCUUCUUCUUCGUACUUCCGACAAGGGCGAAUGUGAGAAAUGCCGGCGAGGAUGAAGGCAUUGAGGUCUGCUUUGGGUUGGAGGAGAAUUGCUAUGCAGAGCUGGAAAAAGAUGAGGAGUUUGCAAGGUAUGCUGAGCAGAGAGGCUUAGGAAUAUAA
Messenger RNA from Truncatella angustata, 1488 nucleotides. RefSeq names its product transferase family-domain-containing protein. Bases 1 to 1488 code for a protein of 495 amino acids. Gene Ontology annotation, biological process: secondary metabolite biosynthetic process. Gene Ontology annotation, molecular function: acyltransferase activity, transferring groups other than amino-acyl groups. NCBI's taxonomy places the organism in Eukaryota, Fungi, Ascomycota, Sordariomycetes, Amphisphaeriales, Sporocadaceae. The record is from RefSeq and is a predicted model, not a curated record. The transcript has a single exon.